Molecule: messenger RNA, 2707 nt
Organism: Chelonia mydas (Green sea turtle)
Lineage: Eukaryota; Metazoa; Chordata; Testudines; Cheloniidae
Gene: CXXC5
Product: CXXC finger protein 5
Exons: 4
Coding region: 805-1725 (306 amino acids)
Cellular component (GO): nucleus
Molecular function (GO): methyl-CpG binding; zinc ion binding
Source: RefSeq, a predicted model, not a curated record
UGCGCUCAGCAUGCAAAAGAGCAGGGCCAAGGGAGCGAGGCGGAGAUGGCAGAGGCGGCGGCAGUGGGCAGCCGGCGAGUUGGUCCGGUCCGGGUUUUGCCGGCAGCCCCCGGGCAGCAGCAGCCCUAUGCAAUGUGGUUCGGCUGUCUAUGUACUUCCAGAGCGAGGAGGGAUGUAGAGGUGGGUUUGCGGGGAAGGAGACGCUGCCUUGGAGGAGAAACACCCCCCCACCCCUUCACUUCUUUUUUUUUUCCCCUUCAAUUUCCCAUUGUGAGCCCCCCCCCUUCCUCCCAUGCACGCGACCCUUUGAUCUGGGCGCUGCAGCCCCCCCCACCCCGCUGAUUUACCCCCCCGCCCCACAGCGAGGGGAGGGAGACAAACACCCCUCGCUUUGCAAAGAGACAAUUUUUUGGCAGGUGCUAAUUUUUUUUUUUUGCAUGCUCUGGAUUUGGCUCUUUAAUCCGGCCGGCGACAGCUCGCGCGCGCACACACACACACACACACACACACUGCCCGGAGUGGUGGUGGCUGCAGCUCCCAUCCUUCCCUUCUCCUCCUCCUUCCUCUCCUGCCGCUGCUGCUUCUCCUGCUCUUGCUCCGGAUCGCUCUUCCUCCGAGCCGUAUGUUUUGUACCAGCACCACAGAUGAUGACCCUGCACUGACCUUGCCCUGAAGACCCCUGCAGCAGCGUUGGAAGGAUUCCCCCGUUGAUUAUAAUUAUUUCAUUUUUUGGUGGUUGGUUGGUUAGUUGCCGCUGCGAGUGGGGUUUGGUUUUUUGGUUUGGUUCUGGUUUUUUUUAACACCAUGUCUAAUCCUGGUGCCCCUCAAGACGCUGGUAACAAGCCCAACAUGUUGGACAGAAAUAACCCAGAGGACUCGCAGCCCCCUGUUAACUCCGAGAGGAGGAACAAAAGUGGGAUCAUAAGUGAACCUUUGAACAAAAGUCUUAAGAAAUCGCGUCCACUCUCCCAUUACUCCACCUUCAGCAGCAGCAGCUCGGUAAGCGAACAUUCAGAGAAAGGAACCUCCUUAGCUAAUGGCAAUGAAGCCACAACUGUGGAUAAAAGUCACUCUACCUCAAAGCACAAAAAUAUCUCUAGUAUGCUGAGCAAAUCAGACAGGGCGUCAGAAAUCUCAUCAGAAGGACAGAUCAGCCUACAACAGUUUGCUCAGUCUACAGAUAUGCUCAAAAGAGUGGUACAGGAGCACAUUCCUUUACCAAAUGACCACGGGACUGGUAUCUCUGAUAUGGAAGCGGUCUCAGCUGCAGAGACAAUGAACAGCCCAUCUGAUUUUCCUUACCUGGGGGCUUUUCCCAUAAACCCAGGCCUUUUCAUUAUGACCCCUGCUGGCGUGUUUCUGGCAGAGAGCGCGCUCCAUAUGGCUGGCUUGGCAGAGUACCCAAUGCAGAAUGAAUUGGCAUCUGCCAUCAAUUCUGGGAAAAAGAAACGGAAAAGAUGUGGCAUGUGCCCUCCGUGCCGAAGACGGAUAAACUGCGAGCAGUGCAGCAGUUGUAGGAAUCGCAAAACUGGCCACCAGAUUUGCAAAUUCCGAAAAUGUGAGGAACUCAAAAAGAAGCCGUCUGCAGCGCUGGAGAUUUUCCUCUUUUGUGUGGACUUUUCUUUCUCUUUUUUCCCCCCACCAAAGGCUGCAACUGCUAAAAGGCGUAAGUCUCCCCCGCAGGACAAGUCCAGCUGUAUAGUAACAGAACCCCAAAGACACUGAAAUAAGGUGAUGCUUCCUACAGGAGCUGCAUUCAGAUGGUUUCAGUAGGAAUGAGAAUUCCAAAGCUCUGUCAUCCAAGUGCAAUGUCACUGCUUGCUUGUGUUGUCUCAGGCAAGGAAUUUUUUGGCUGAAAUGAAUGGAUGCACCCGUGUCUCUUUAGAACCAAAAAUAUUUUCUCGCAGAUUUCAUUCCUGUUUUUAUAUAUAUAUUUUUUUUGCGUUUGUUUUAACAUCUUCAAGUCCUAGUAAAACAUUUAACUGCUUUUCAAAUAAUAAUAAUAAAAAAAUGGAUCUGUAAAGUACCAAGACUUAAUAGACAGAGUAUGGACAAUCAGUUUCUUUCUGUGUUUUGGUGUUGAUGUUGUUUAUGUGUGGAAGAUGCAGUUCUUGUGUAGAGAAUGUAAAUUUACAGUAACCUUUUAAAAUCUAGUUACUAAUAAGCACUACUGUAAUUUAGCACAGUUGUUUAAUUACACCCUCAUUUAUACUUUUUAUUUGAUUAUUUCCCAUCAUAAAAUAGAGUGGAUAGUUUCUAGAAUGCCUCAACUUCAUGUUUAUAAAUGAGAAUAUGUUUAAAACGAUGUAGUAUCCCUUUUCCUAACCAUUCCCAUAUGUAAGUUUAACCAGCAAGAAGCUUGGUAUUAAAAAUGAAAGAAUAAUUGCUGCAAAAUGGGCAGUCUUGGAAAAAAAACCAUUGUUAGUUUAUUAAUAUAGAACAAGAAAUCCUGCAUACAGGGAAAACAAGAUCCUAACUGCAAUGGUUUACUUAUAGAAAUCAUUUUUAUAAACUUACUGAAGUUAAAAGCAAAAUAAAAAAAAUUGCAGGACCUGUGCUGAAGCAGUUCUGAAAGCUAAUAUUUCUCUUACGUUCAAAUCCCCGUCUCUCCAGCUCUCUCUACAUCAGUAAAUUGAAAUGCUGUUUGUAAUGUUUUAGCGAUCCAGGCUGUUUUGUGAAUAAAAUGAAUGCAUGUUUUGUGUCAUGA